GUCAAAUUCGGCAAUGAUAUUCAGGACCCAUCAGGUACAAGGUCAGGAACAGGCAGAGGUGUAAAGUCUGAAGUUUAAGCUCGGCAAUAACGGCGGCUAAUCGGGUGAUGUAUCACGAAUGGGUCUCCAGUUUCAAGAAUGGGGCUUUGCUCCAUUCUUUGCAUACCAGGGAUGUGACAGGGCCAUCUGAUCGAUUCCAGAAUGCCUGAGGGCAUAUGCACCCCUGGUUCCUUGUUGCCUGUACACUUACGUGUUUUUUCGUCUCCCUUGGCCCCUGCAUUAGUGGGGGUCUAUUUUUUUUUUUGAAAUUUUCCGGCGUUAUAAGAAGCAGGGACACAGCCAUGGCUGCUGACUGCUGACCUAUCUCGUCCUGUCCUCCAUAUCUCAAUUCGAAAAUGUCGCCCUCACCCCGGUCGCUUUUGGCCCCCUUGCUUCUGGCGACAUGCGUGUCCGCACAGAGCGCCGCCAUCACCCGAGCAGAAACCGCUCUCACCACGCUGCAGACAUGGUAUAACGCAUCCACAGGUAUGUGGAAUACCUGCGGGUGGUGGAACGGGGCCAAUUGCAUGACAGUGUUGGCGGACCUGGCACUUGUCGACGACUCUGAAUCGGUCAACAACACUGUGAAAGAAGUGUUCGCAAACACCUUCAGCGUCGGGCCCGUGUCGAACCCGUAUCCCGAGCGGAAUAAUGAUUCGUACUAUUCCAGUGCCGUGAGCACAAAGCGUUCUGUAGACGCCACGCAAUGGCUUGAUGGGUCCUAUGAUGAUGAUGCAUGGUGGGGACUAGCGUGGAUCGCCGCGUACGAUGUGACAGGAAACCAGGAUUACUUGGAUUUGGCCGCCGGGAUUUUCAAGCAUUUGAGUCAAGCUUGGCCAUCGAAAUGUGGAAAUGGAGGAAUUGACUCCGAUUUUACACAUGUUUACGUGAAUGCCAUCACGAACGAGCUUUUCUUCUCUCUCGCCGCGCAUUUGGCCAAUCGUGCCUCUGACCGCGAUUAUUACGUCGACUGGGCUCGACGACAAUGGACGUGGUUCAAGGACAGCGGGAUGAUCAACGUAAACAACACCAUCAACGAUGGAUUAUCGAGCGAUUGUAAGAACAACGGGGGAACAAUCUGGUCUUACAACCAAGCAGUCGUUCUCGGAGGUCUCGCCGAACUGGACCGAGCAGUCUCCAACGAAUCAUACGUGGAUGUCGCAGCAAAGCUUGCCAAAGCUUCGAUCGCGUAUCUGGCGGACGAGAACGACAUCAUCCAUGAGUCCUGUGAACCAGACAGCUGUGACAGCAACGAAACGCAGUUCAAGGGCAUCUUCAUCCGGAACUUGAAGCUCCUACACUCUGUCGCCCCAGACGAUGCGUACGUCAAGAUAAUUAAUGCGUCUGCCACCAGCAUCUGGAAAAACGAUCGGAAUGCGCAGAACCAGCUGGGUGUGGACUGGGCCGGCCCCGUCUCUCAGGUGGAUGCUUCGACACAUAGCUCUGCCAUGGAUGCGCUGGUUGCUGUGAUUGGAAUUUGAUUUUGCAAAUUUUCGCUUGAUUGAGUCAAGGCGUUCGGCAUAUAGAUCGUUAGAUUUGCAUACCUGCUCUGGAAAGCAGGAUAAAACUCAUUAGCUUCUUUACAUAGUUUUUUACAUCAUAUUGCAUAGCGCAAUACCAUCAAAAUUCAAAUGAGGAACAAGAGGAGAACAAAGCGCAUUCUUGCUGUUUGACGGGUUUGUUCGUAGCACAUGGAUCG
Molecule: messenger RNA, 1738 nt
Organism: Aspergillus pseudonomiae
Lineage: Eukaryota; Fungi; Ascomycota; Eurotiomycetes; Eurotiales; Aspergillaceae
Product: putative glycosyl hydrolase
Exons: 3
Coding region: 396-1520 (374 amino acids)
Biological process (GO): carbohydrate metabolic process
Source: RefSeq, a predicted model, not a curated record